Molecule: messenger RNA, 3930 nt
Organism: Tachysurus fulvidraco (yellow catfish)
Lineage: Eukaryota; Metazoa; Chordata; Actinopteri; Siluriformes; Bagridae
Product: serine-rich adhesin for platelets-like
Exons: 4
Coding region: 90-3797 (1235 amino acids)
Source: RefSeq, a predicted model, not a curated record
UGGGCUUCUGGGCUAUUUGUGUUUUGAGGUUUUAUGAGUCAGUAGUAUCACGGUAGGCUCUAAGCCUUCCGGUAGUCAGUUUUGUCAUUAUGUGGGAUUGUAAAAGGCUCUGGUUACUCUUUAUUGCUUUACUAUAUUUAAAAGAUGUAAGGGCACUUGGAGUGUGGAAUAAAAGGCCUGCACAGGAUUGGUACAGUGUUGCUGCCCAGAUCCCUCUGGCUCAGCCUAAGGAACCUGCCCCCUUACAUGAUGGAGCCCAAACUUCCACAGCCAUGAUGAAUGAAGGAUUCCAGAGCCAGAACAUUGUUUCAUAUGCACAAGCCACAUCUUAUCAGGAUGUUUCAACUGCUGCUCUUCAGAACAGCUAUGGGACUCCAUCAGUGACACUGCAAUCUGGUAACACUGUCUCUUCAUCCAUGCACCAGCAACGACCACCAGUUCCCAGCACUUCCCAAACAAGUCAGUCUUGGAUGCAAAAUGCUAGCUCUUUCAGUGGUUCUCAAAGCCAAACCUCAAAUGGCUAUGGGCUCUCUCAAGGGUUUGCAAGCCAGUAUGUUGAUCAUUCAAGUGCCAUCCCUGCAUUUAUUGUGACCCAGCCAGGCUCUGAUGGUACAAUGUUCAGUGGUUCUGCUUCUAGUACUUCAAGCUCUUCCAGUUCUUCUCAAAGCCCAUCUGCCUAUUGGCAGUCAGCAAGCUCACUUUCUAGUAAAUAUCUUGCUUCACAGGGACAGCAAGGGAUAAAUCAGAUGAGUUCUGCCCCAGGUGUAACUGUGAUCCAGCCAGCCUCUGACAGUGCAGUGUACAAUGAUUCUGCUACUAGUAUGCCGGCCUCCUACACUAGUUCCCAAAGCCCAUCUACCUACUGGCAGUCACCAAGCUCACUUUUUACUCAAUAUCUUGGUUCACAAGGACAGCAAAAUGUACCUGCUUUAACAUUGACCCAGCAGGUUGCUGAGAGUGGAAUGUCAAGUGGCCCCACUACGUCUGGUAUGUCUUCCAUAGCUUAUAGUGGUUUUCAAAGCCCAUCUACUUCUUGGCUCUCAGGAAUUUCCAAGCCUACUAGUAGUACCCCAACACAGCAAGGUAUUAACCAGCAUGGCUCUGUGCCCAGAUUAACUGUGAUCCAGCCAGCCACUGUCCUUGCAUUGUCCAGUGGUUCUACUUCUAGUACUUCAAGCUCAUCCAGUGGUUCUCAAAGCCCGUCUGUCUAUUGGCAGUCACCAAGCUCACUUUUUACUCAAUAUCUUGGUUCACAAGGACAGCAAAAUGUAAACCAGGUGAGCUCUGCCUCAGGUUUAACCACAACCCAACAGGCUGCUCCAAGUAUAGUUUCAAGUGGUUCUACUUCUAGUACUUCAAGCUCUUCCAGUGGUUCUCAAAGCCCAUCUAUCUACUGGCCAUCACAAAGCUCAGGAAUAAAUCAGAUGAGUUCUGCCCCAGGUUUAACUGUGAUCCAGCCAGCCUCUGACAGUGCAGUGUACAAUGAUUCUGCUACUAGUAUGCCAGGUUCCUACACUAGUUCCCAAAGCCCAUCUACCUACUGGCAGUCAGCAAGCUCACCUUUUACUCAAUAUCUUGGAUCACAGGGACAGCAAAGUGUAAAUCAGAUGAGCUCUGUUCCAGGUUUAACUGUGAUUCAACCAGCCUCUCCAAGUGUAGUUUCAAGUGGUUCUACUUCAAGCUCCUACACUGGUUCUCAAAUCCAAGGCUCAACUGGUUAUGGGCUAUCUCAAGGGCUUCCCAGCCAACCUGGUAGACUCCAAAUACAGCAAGGUAUAAACCAGAGAAACUCUGCCCCAGGUUUAACCACAACCCAACAGGCUGCACCAAGUAUAGUUUCAAGUGGUUCUACUUCUAGUACUUCAAGCUCUUCCAGUGGUUCUCAAAGCCCAUCUGUCUAUUGGCAGUCACCAAGCUCUCAAAGCCAAAGCUCAACUGGCCACGGGUUAUCUCAAAGGCUUGCAAGCCGUUAUGGAGGUUUUUGGAUGUGGCCUGACCAAAACCAACUGAGCUCUGCACCUGCUUUAACAUUGACCCAGCAGGUUGCUGAGAGUGGAAUGUCAAGUGGCCCCACUACAUCUGGUAUGUCUUCCAUAGCUUAUAGUGGUUUUCAAAGCCCAUCUACCUCUUGGCUCUCAGGAAUUUCCAAGCCUACUAGUAGUACCCCAACACAGCAAGGUAUAAACCAGCAUGGCUCUGUGCCCAGAUUAACUGUGAUCCAGCCAUCCACUGUCAUUGCACUGUCCAAUGGUUCUACUUCUAGUACAUCAAGCUCCUACAGUUCUCCAAGCUCAACCUCCUCUGGGCAGUCACUAAGCUCACUUGGCUCACCUGGACAGCAGAGUGUAAAUCAGAUGAGCUCUACCCCAGCUUUAACUGUGACCCAACAGUCCAUGCCGAAUGUAGCUUCAAGUGGUUCUGCUUCUAGUACUUCAAGCUCUUCCAGUGGUUCUCAAAGCCCAUCUGCCUAUUGGCAGUCAGUAAGCUCCCUCUCUAGUCAAUAUCUUGGAUCACAGGGACAGCAAAGUGUAAAUCAGCUGACCUCUGCCCCAGGUGUAACUGUGAUCCAGCCAGCUUCUGACAGUGCAGUGUACAAUGAUUCUGCUACUAGUAUGCCAGGUUCCUACACUAGUUCCCAAAGCCCAUCUACCUACUGGCAGUCAUCAAGCUCACUUUUUACUCAAUAUCUUGGAUCACAGGGACAGCAAAGUGUAAAUCAGAUGAGCUCUGUUCCAGGUUCAACUGUGAUUCAACCAGCCUCUCCAAGUGUAGUUUCAAGUGGUUCUACUUCAAGCUCCUACACUGGUUCUCAAAGCCAACCUUCAACUGGCUAUUGGGUGUCCCAAUGGCUUGCCAACCAACAUGGUAAAAUCCAAACGCAGCAAGGUAUAAAUGAGAUGAGCUCUGCCCCAGGUUUAACUGUGACCCAACAGUCCAUGCCGAAUGUAGCUUCAAGUGGUUCUACUUCUAGUACUUCAAGCUCCUACAUGCCUUCUCAAAGCCAAACCUCAUCUGGCUAUGGGUUGUCUCAAUGGCUUGUGAGCCGUAAUGGAAGUUUUGAAAUGUGGCCUGAACAAAACCAACUGCACUCUGCUCCUGCUUCAACAAUGACUCAGCAGGUUGUUGAGAGUGGAAUGUCAAGUGGCUCUACUACCUCUGGUAUUUCUUCCACAGGGUCUCAAAGCCCAUCUACGUCUUGGCUCUCAGGAAUUUUCAAGCCUACUCAUGGUACCCCAACACAGCAAGGCAUAAACCAGCUUGUCUCUGUGCCUGGAUUAACUGGGAUCAAGCCAGCCUCUGUGUCCAAUGGUUCUACUGUCAGUGCUUCAGGCUCCUAUGGUGUUGCUCAUAUCCAAAGCCCAUCGGCUUACUGGCAGUCACCAAGCUCACUGUCAAGUCAGUAUCUUGGCUCCCAGGGACAGCAAAGUGUAAACCAGCUGAGCUCUGCCCCAGGUUUAACUGUGACCCAACAGGCAGCACCAAGUGUAGUUUCAAGUGGUACCAGUACUUCAAGCUCCCCCACUGGAUUUCAGAGCCAAAGUACAUCUGGCUAUUGGUCAUCUCAAGGGCUUUCUAAUCACCAUGAUGGUUUGCAGACAGAAGGCACACAUCAGUUGAAUCAGCAGGCCUCAAGCACAUUGACAUCCAGUGGCCCUAAUGUGAGUACUUCCAGCACCACAACUUCCAAUCUUGGCAUACAAAGCAUGAAUGUUCCGAAACCUCAGGCCUUCAAUCUUUGGAUGGGUCGGUACUCCUGUAAAAGUGGCUCAUCCUCCAAUGCUUCAAUGCUCUCCUGAUUUGUUAAUGCUGUUUCCCUUUAAACCUUGCUUGCACUUGAAAUGCCUUCUGCCCUGCUGAACUCUGGUAAAACCAAGUGUAAUUGUAUUGCUUAAAAGAAAAUGCAUUGUCUAAUAAAGAAUUCUUGCAGUA